AUGGGGAGAGCAGAAGAGGGGCCCCGCGCGGAGGGAGCGGGCGAGGACUACAGCGCCCAGCAUGCUUUGCGCGCGCCGCCGUGCCGGGCGCCGCGGGGCACGCCGGGAGUUGUAGUUCGGCCGGCGGAGGAGCCGGUGCUGCUGGCAGAGCUGAAGCCCGGCCGGCCACAGCAGCACGACUGGAAGUCGAGCUGCGAGACGUGGAGCGUGGCCUUCUCGCCCGAUGGCGCCUGGUUUGCCUGGUCCCAAGGGCACUGCGUUGUCAAGCUCAUCCCCUGGCCGCUGGAGGAGGCCGAGCUCUGCAAGACCUUGGAGCGCAAGAGUGGCAAAGCGGAGGCGAGGAGCCGGGCAGGUGCCAAGGAGAAGACGCUGGAGUGCGGCCAGAUCGUGUGGGGCUUGGCCUUCAGCUCGUGGCCCCCAGCUGGCCCCCGCACCGCCGGCCUCCCCUGCCUUGUCCUGGCCACCGGCCUCAACGAUGGGCAGAUCAAGGUCUGGGAGGUGCAGACAGGGCACCUGCUCUUCAGCCUCCUGGGGCACCAGGACGUGGUCAGAGACCUGAGCUUUGCUCCAAACGGAAGCCUCAUCCUGGUGUCUGCUUCGCGGGACAAGACAUUGCGCGUGUGGGACCUGAGCAGGGAUGGGCGGCAGGUGCAAGUGCUGACGGGCCAUGUGCAGUGGGUCUAUUGCUGCUCCAUCUCCCCAGACUGCAGGAUGCUCUGCUCCGUCGCUGGUGAGAAAUCGGUGCUGCUGUGGAGCAUGCGGUCGUAUGCGCUCAUCCGGAGGCUGGAGGGCCACCAGAGCAGCGUGGUGUCGUGCGACUUCUCACCGGACUCGGCGCUCCUCGUCACCGCCUCCUACGACGCCUGCGUCAUCAUGUGGGACCCCUACACGGGGGAGCAGCUGCGCACGCUGCGCCAUGUGCCCCUGCAUCCGGGGCUGGAGAGUGGCAGUGACGUCCACACCAGCUCCCUGCGCUCCGUGUGCUUCUCCCCGGAGGGCUUGUACCUGGCCACGGUGGCUGACGACAGGCUGCUGAGGAUCUGGGCUUUGGAGCUGCGCUCGCCAGUGGCCUUCGCGCCCAUGACCAACGGCUUGUGCUGCAUGUACUUCCCGCACGGCCACAGCCUGGCCUCUCCCCGCAGGACCAGGGACGGCCACGUGCAGUUCUGGAGCGCGCCGCGGGCACUUGCCUCGCUGAAGCACUUGUGCCGCCGGGCCCUGCGCACCUUCCUCACCACGUACCAGGUGCUGGCACUGCCCAUUCCCAGGAAGCUCAAGGAGUUCCUCACCUACCGCUCCUUCUAGCGCAGCG
Tinamus guttatus (white-throated tinamou) is the source of this 1312-nucleotide messenger RNA. Lineage: Eukaryota; Metazoa; Chordata; Aves; Tinamiformes; Tinamidae. The record is from RefSeq and is a predicted model, not a curated record.